Pelobates fuscus (common spadefoot toad) is the source of this 3744-nucleotide messenger RNA. It is a transcript of the gene ITIH5, whose product is annotated as inter-alpha-trypsin inhibitor heavy chain 5. The transcript is spliced from 14 exons. Gene Ontology annotation, molecular function: serine-type endopeptidase inhibitor activity. Gene Ontology annotation, biological process: hyaluronan metabolic process. Bases 96 to 2945 code for a protein of 949 amino acids. The record is from RefSeq and is a predicted model, not a curated record. Lineage: Eukaryota; Metazoa; Chordata; Amphibia; Anura; Pelobatidae.
AGACAGGCAGGUUCCCACCCUGCAUGUGUACUGCACAAUCCCAGCCCUGCUGGAGAGAGAGCAUUAAGGCUCCCUUUAUCUGAUCACUGUACCCCAUGGAUUGCAUUAUGAUUUUCCUUUUUGGACUCUGUUUUUGGUUCUCCUUCUCUAUGGGGGAUUAUGGAUUUAACACUCAGAACGACUUUACAGAGUUUACUAUGACAAAUGGCAUUAAAGGCAAAGUGAGAUCUCGAUCUCCAAGACAAACAUCUCCUUUCCCGAGAAGAGAAACCAAACCUCAUGUUGUUGAAUUCAGUGUGAAAUCUACGAUUAUAUCUCGCUACGCAUUUACUGCUGUUUCCUGCACCAUGGUGAAUCGGGCAGUUGAAGCAAAAGAUACCAUAUUCCAGAUGCAGAUUCCAGCUGCUGCAUUCGUCUCUAACUUCACAAUGAUAACUGGAAGCAGAACAUAUCAUAGUCAUGUUACGUGGAAGAAAGAAAAUAAUGGUGAAAGAAAUAUUUCAAGCAUUUUUGGAAAUGGAGAAAAUGGAGAGACUGGAAUGGAAACCUUUAAAGCAUCUGCAACCAUCCCAGGGCGGAACAAAGCAGUUUUUUUGUUGAUGUACGAAGAACUCCUGCAGAGACGCCUUGGACUGUAUGAAAAUGUUAUCAGUGUCCGCCCCCAGCAGUUAGUGGGUCGACUUUUGGUAGAAGUAAACAUAUUUGAGAAUUCUGGCAUAACCUCCUUAGAGGUUCUUCCUUUUCAAAACACCAAGCAGAACACUAAAAAUGUUGAUAUGAUCUCCCCACCUCCCUCAACAAUGAUCAACCAAACAGAGAAAUUUGCAAACAUAUCAUUUAAUCCAUCAGUUAUUAUCCAAGCAAAGAUUGCUCAGAAAGGCAGUUUUGGUGAUUUUGUUGUUCGCUAUGAUGUCAAAAGAGAGCUCAGCAUUGGCGAUAUCCAGGUAUUAAAUGGAUACUUUGUGCAUUACUUUGCACCAACAGAUUUGCCUCCUCUUCCCAAAAAUGUGGUGUUUGUGAUUGAUAGCAGUGCAUCCAUGGUGGGCACCAAAAUUAAACAGACCAAAGAAGCCAUGUUCACAAUUCUUCAAGAUCUCAGGCCGGAUGAUUAUUUCAACAUCAUUGGUUUUUCCAGUCGAAUUAAAGUUUGGCAACCAGAUAGCAUGGUGAAAGUCACUCCCAACAAUAUCCGAGAUGCUAAGAAGUUUAUUCAUCUCUUGAUUCCUACAGGAGGUACGGAUGUCAAUGGAGGUAUCCAGACAGGCGCAAACCUCCUCAACAAGUAUCUUUCUAAAAAUGGCUGGCAUGAGAAGAGUGUAUCAUUGAUUAUUUUUUUGACCGAUGGGAGGCCAACUAUAGGUGAAAUUCAAUCUGCAAACAUCCUUGGGAACACCAAGAAUGCCAUCAAGGAGAGGUUUUGCAUGUUCUGUAUUGGGAUAGGCAAUGAUGUUGAUUAUAAUUUGCUAGAGAAAAUGUCUCUGGAAAACUGUGGCAUGGUGCGCAGAAUCAAGGAAGAUGAAGAUGCUGCAGCACAGCUCAAAGGGUUUUAUGAUGAAAUUGGAACACCACUGUUAUCUGAUAUUCGUAUUUCAUACCCACCAGACAGUGUGCAGUAUGUCACCCAAAACAUCUUCUUCAACUAUUUCAACGGGUCAGAAAUAAUAGUGGCAGGGAAACUGGUUAAUCAGUCUUCUGACACACUGCAUGUUGAGAUCAAAGCAAGCAACAACAAUAAAUAUGUUGUUCUAGAAGCAGAUGUAAAGAUAGAUGGCACAGGACAAAAUGAAAUUACGGGAUCUGAAGUGCUUGCGGAAAAUCCAGAAUACAGAAACCAUGUAGAGAGAUUGUGGGGUUAUCUGACCUUCAAAGAACUCCUCACAUCAUGGCAUAAGACUGACAGUAUCAGGAAAAAAGAAGAAAUAAUGAACAAAGCCAGGAAGCUGGCUCUAGUAUACAACUUUGUGACUCCUUUCACACUGCUGGAAGUGAAGGACUUGGAAUUUCAAGCAGAUCUUCCAAAAGAAGAGGCAACCAGCUUCUCGACAGAAGGAAUUGGGCAGAAAUUACUCAACCUACAAGGGAAAAAAGCGUCAAAUGAUCCUCCCUCUGAUAAACCAGGAAAACAAAGGACAUCUGUCUCCAAAACAUCAGCGGAUGGAGACCCACAUUUUGUUGUUGAUUUUCCUCUGAGUAAAUUGACUGUUUGUUUUAACAUUGAUGGUGAACCCGGGGACAUCCUGAGGCUGGUGUCCGAUCACAAAUACUCUGGUGUAACAGUAAAUGGACAGUUAAUUGGAGCACCUGCACCUCCAAAUGGACAUAAAAAACAAAGGACAUAUUUUAGCAAAAUCACCAUCAUCAUUAGCAAACCAAAGCGAUCUUACAUUGAAAUCACCCCUGCCAAGGUUAUUCUUGAUAGCAAAGACAGACUGAUCCUCUCAUGUGACAAGACGGCAACAGUGAAAAGUGAGGAACUUAUGGUCUCUGUUACUUCUAAAUCCAAUGUCACUGUCACCAUCCAAGGUACCAUCAGCUUUGUAAUACUGGUCCAUCACUACAAGAAUCCAGCACCGUUCCAAAGAAAUCACCUGGGAUUCUACAUUUCCAAAAGCAAAGGAUUAUCUUCUAAUUCUCAUGGGCUCUUAGGUCAGUUCCUGUACAAUGAAGUGAAGAUUACAAAAGUGGAUGUCAAUUCUAGCUUAAAAAUGAUUAACCAAACCUCUUCGAGCAAAUCAGCUCUGGAUCACAGUGUCAACAUGUUGACAGUGAGAAAUCGCAUGGUGCCUGUAAUCCGAAAGCAGAGAAAAUUGUAUAACGGCCUUCACCAGGUGGACUGUUGGUUUGCCAAGCAUAAUGCUGCCAAACUGAUUGAUGGAACUUACCAAGACUAUCUGGUAUCUCAUCCCUUUGACUGUGGAAAUGAUUUGAUAAUGAAUGAAGUGUAAUUGAAAGUCACAAGAAUACAGACAAUGUUACACUACAUUCCACUUUGUAUGUGCUGAAGGAUGAUGAAUGGAACACUGGACAUGGAGAAGUUCUCGGCAAGCACAGCAGAUUGUAUUUUUGUAUUCUACUCAUUUUUAUGCAGUGCAAUAUACUUAAAGCAUUUUUAAAAACAUAAAACGACUACAUAACUGACACUAACUCUUGGAAAUGUAAUUAUGACCUCUUGCGAUCAGUAGUUUUGAUAAAAAGUAAACCAAAUAUGCUUUGGCCAAAAGCAGAUUGUUUUUUAAUACCAUCAAGUGGAGGCAAACAAGCAUUAAUGCGGCUUUGCAAGUGUUUAUAUUUAACCCAUCCUGUUCAGAAAAACACACAGCUUCUGGAUUAGGUCUUAUAUAACAUCAUCGGUCCCUUCUUCCCCAGGCAUAUUUUGAUAUAGCACUGUCUGGGCAGUAGAUAACAAUGGUCCAUGUACUAUCAGUACAAGUUGUCUCAUUCAAGGAUUGUAAAUAAUGCCUUUAAUCUUUUGUAUAGUAUUGCUGCAGAAAUUCAGAUAACCAUCCCAUUAUCAUGUAUUUUAAAAUGCCCUGUUGUACUACACAAACGUACCUCUCAAAUGUUCCUAUUUAGAAGGGACUGUCCCUGUUUUGGACUUAAAUCCCCCUGGCCUUCUUUUCUAUCCUAAUGUCCCUCUUUUCUAGGAGCUCCAGAAAUCGUAUUUCUGAGUGUAUAACAGAAUUGCACAGCAAUAAUAGUCACAUUAACAUGCCUUUAAACCACAAUAAAUGUGUUUAGAAAUCA